Messenger RNA from Stereum hirsutum FP-91666 SS1, 3261 nucleotides. RefSeq lists its product as uncharacterized. NCBI's taxonomy places the organism in Eukaryota, Fungi, Basidiomycota, Agaricomycetes, Russulales, Stereaceae. The record is from RefSeq and is a predicted model, not a curated record. Gene Ontology annotation, biological process: proteolysis. The annotation marks the transcript as partial. Gene Ontology annotation, molecular function: cysteine-type peptidase activity. The transcript has 12 exons.
UGGGAGGAUCUGGUACCUCGGCUGAUUGAGCCAUUUCUGGAUUACGUCUCAAAGUCCACAGGAAUGCCAACACCACCAGCUCUCUCGGACAGGAUCUCAACCUCAUGCGUUGUUGGCACAUGCUCUUCAGUCUCCGUCACGGUUCUCUGUCUUCAUUGGGAUCGUAAGUGUGGAUUGUUUCCAACCUCUCCGACUGGACCACGCAUGGCUGUUUCCAUCCGGUUGCUUGAAUUUUAUUACGCCCUUUUUGAGAAGUCUGGUGAUGCUGUGAUGGCGCUCUCGGGAGCCCUAAAGAACUUCUAUGUUCGAUGUGGUUUUCCAGUUGUGACGAGCUCGGGUGAUCCUAUGGAUAGCCCUUUUCGCAAGGGUCUGGCAGCCGCAAUCCAAUGGUUCGACAAAGUCCGCAUUUCUACAGAACGAAGGGUCCAGUCUGCCAUCGAUUCUGCACUGGAUCAGCUCAAAAAUGCGCGAUGCAUACCCCCUGCGGCUGAACCGUCCCUCGACGGUCAGCAGUGUUGCCCACAGGACGAAUGCAGCAAAAUUUUACAGCGCCGUUGUCCCGCUUGUUUUGGAGGAAAUACCUACGGGCGCAGUCUCGAUGAAGGUGGCGAUGUUCAUUUGGCGAUUGAUGCAAACUUUCACCACCGCCAUCGGGUCAGCGCUGGCGACACAAACUUCUACUAUGAUCCUGAAUAUUUCAUCUCCAAGUCAGAGGUUGAUGCUGUGGGAGAACGGAUUGGACAAAAGCGCCCUUCCUCACGACGUCCUCAGCAUCCAGUUCCACCUGAUAAUGUUGUUCAAAAAUGCCAGGAUAGCCAUGAUGCCGCAAAUAACGCAGACAAGGCAUCCGGGGAUAAUACCGAUGACAAAGGUGUAGCUGCUUUGGUUUGUCGACAUGACAUCCCCAUCUUCCUCGCAAAUGUGGACACCCCGGGAGAGCAGCAAAAAUACGCUGUUGCACUCAUCGAGCACGUCAUGUCUAUGAUCCCUGAAAACGCCACUGCGGUGUUCCUCUACGAUAUUGGGUGUGUUGUGGAUCGAUCUCUACAUUUGUAUGAAAUUCUUCCCGACUCGAUUUUAGACCGAAUAAUAUUUGCUACGUCAGCAAUGCAUGCAUAUGGCCAUGAAUGGACCUGCCAGCUGGUAUAUAAUCCACGUCUACGGAAGGGACUUGGCCUUACCGAUGGUGAGGGUGUGGAACGGUUGUGGUCGAAACUACGCCGUCUAAUCCCGCUGACACGGUCAUCAUCGCGCUCGCGUCGUAUCUGGCUGUUGGACCGCCAGUGUCGAGUCAUCCAUCUUGAAAUGCGGGACCAUCUAGGCCAUUGGAUCAACAAUCGGCUGCGUAAAGGAGUCCAAGGCCAAGGAGAAACUGCUCGCGAAGAACUUUCUGCUAUUGGGAUCUCUGAGCAGGAGCUGGGGGUGCAGUGGGAGUCUCAGAAAGCUGCACAACUAAGUGUGCGUGCACAUGCACCUGCUCGUUUACGCAAGGAAAUCGAUGCAGUUCUCACCUUACAAGCGGAGGUAGACCGCAUUGAAACUGUCAUAAGCAAUACUCGGAAUGCUAUAAAGUCAGCCGCUGGUGCUGUGUCAUCAGCUUCCUUCGAAAUCCUUGAGAUGCUCGAGAACCUACAGGGUGACCUUACGGAAAAAAUUGAUGGCCUGUAUAUCUCGCUCGACGUCCCGGAGCGCUUUCCUUCUCUCACAGGUGCCUCCCUGGAAUUCGUACGGCUCCUGAUUCUGGCCCGGGAUCUGAAGACAAAUAUCAGGAAGCGUGCAAUUGCCAGCUUUCUUGAAUGGGAAAAGCUUGAUCGGGCAGUCGGAGGACGUAGUCAACCUCUUGGCACGAAACUUCACCAACAAACACGGAAAGCAAUCACCAAACGUGCACCUGCACUUAUUGCGGCCAUUCGAAAAUUCAAUGCCUAUUGCGACAAACUGGCUUCCCUUAAAACAACAACCUGCACUAUACCUGUUCCUCAUACCCUACCGACUAAACUGGAGGAACUCCGAAGCGAUGAGCAUCUCAUGGAGGACGUGUGGGUCACUCCUAUGCCCGGUGGCUGCCCCCGUUGGUUAGAAGAUGCAGAUGUGCGGAAAGGAAUACUCGCGUUGUUGAAGCUAGACCGGACAAAAGAAGAAGAGACUAGGCUCUCUCGCGAAUCCAGCAAUCUUCUACGCUGGUUCAGUCUCGAACUCACAGCAAUUGAGCUUGCGUUGAUGGAUCCUGCAAGUACGUACUCUCACUUUGCGAGCGUCUUCACACCAAAGGCAUCCUUUGAAGCUGAAGUGCCAUCUGCCUGGUACCGAGCAUGCAGUCUUGCUCAGCAACUAUUCAGCAUCUCCGAGCCCGCUGCUCAACACGCACAACUGUCGUCGUCAAAUGCAGCCUCAUAUGUUCAAACAAACUCCGUUCCACCAAUGCAAAUGCUGGACGAUCGACUCAAAGAUGAUCCCAGUGGCCAGAACAAUCUCAGCACUCCUAGUGAAGACUACCUUAAAGCUACCGAAGAUCUUGUUGAGAUAUCGCUCGAUCUUUUCUGGGACGAGGAUGUCUCACUGAGUUACGACUCCCUCGUUGACCUUCUCAGCUCCGACCAGCUCUCACUGCCCAUACCAGCACUCCCACAAAGCUUUUGGCGACGUAUACCAGGUGAUGGACCUAUCAGACAAAUCGACAUCGAUGGAAGUUCUCUAAUGAGACUUAUCAAACCGACGGGAUGGUUAAACGACGCUUGCAUCAAUGAAGGGGCAUUGCUUCUCUGCUCACAAAGAGCCUCCAUUGCCCGUGAUGCAUGCGCUAUUUUCUCAUCCACUGCGAUUGGCGACUCAAAGCACCGGGAUCAUUUUCGGAAGUUCACGGAGGCGUACAUGCGGCAGAAAUAUUGGGAGAAGGACAUCUGGAUUUUCCCUGUGAACCACCAAAAUACGCAUUGGCUGCUUUGUUGCGUAAAUAUGAGGAGUCGAACACUGGGUCUUUUCGACAGCUUUGCUGAUGAGGACGUUUGGCAUGAGCAUUUACCUCCUAUAAUCCGGCUCAUCAAUGUAUUGGUGAAUGUCGCACAAGUCAAGGGUCAAACUGUCAAGUAUUUCAAGAAUGAAUGGAUCGCACGGCCACUGACGGUUCGCAAGCUUCAACACAACGGGUAUGACUGUGGUGUAUGGGUGUUAGCUGUUAUUGCGGCUGUUCUGCGAGGCCAUGACAUGGUUUCCAUAGAGGAAAAUCAGAUUCGCGCGUUCCGUAAGUAUAUGUCAAACCUG